Paramormyrops kingsleyae is the source of this 3612-nucleotide messenger RNA. RefSeq names its product interferon regulatory factor 2 binding protein-like (gene irf2bpl). The record is from RefSeq and is a predicted model, not a curated record. Lineage: Eukaryota; Metazoa; Chordata; Actinopteri; Osteoglossiformes; Mormyridae. Gene Ontology annotation, molecular function: transcription corepressor activity. Gene Ontology annotation, cellular component: nucleus. Gene Ontology annotation, biological process: regulation of transcription by RNA polymerase II.
AGGAAACGUAAUGUGGGUCAGUCGCUGAUCCGUGCAGAUUUGAAGCGUGUACUUCCUAAAGCAAAUGAUGUUCUAUUUGUAUGUACAAACGGUUAUAAGUACGGCGUGGUAUGUCUGUAGACUCUGUACGCGAACUGUAGUCUGUUUUGAAAUAAUCCGACAUGCAGUUAUCACAGCUUGACUUGUAACUAGAAUAUAUCCACCAGGAUAUAUUUCGGUCUGGAUGUUUGAAUGUCACGAUUCAUUUUACUUUGGAAUAACUUGUAUAGGGCAAAUAUAGUCAGGGAUUUGGGGUUUCUGACGAUUUUCCCAUGUAUAUCUUCGUAAGAGAAGCGGUAUCGUAAUAUUGCUGAUGUCAGCAAAAUUUACCGUAAGUUAUCUGAACAGUUAAGCGCUUCUAGGAAUACAUUAAGUUAGUUUGUGCUGAGUUCACAAGUGGAGGGGUGGAGGAGACGUUUUUCUAGCGGGCAGCGAAUGAGUAAAUAGCAACGAUUUGCGUGACGGGGCCUAUCCGCACUUCUCACUGGCUGAAAUUCGAUCAAUGUCUUUGCGGUGAAGUCAUUCACAACAUAGGGGAGUGGUUGGCGCAUGCGCGCUGGGGGGGAAAGCAACAAGUGGCAUGUCGGUUUGUUACGGAGAGGAACUGCGGAACGUGGUGCUGACGUCACAGCCGCGGCCAGGUGGCAUUCCGAGUGGAGAGAGAGGACGUGGAGUCACAGUCAGAAUUCCAAAUCAGAAUGCGAGUCAGAAUGCGAGGCGCGCGCCUUGUAAAUUUGAAACCUGCAAGCUACGACCGCUAGUCACACAUUUGGCGCGGCGCGGCCGAUCGAGCGACAGAAAACCUUUUAUUUGCAAUAUAGCCAAGGCUGGUAAAAGAAGGGGGAUUGCAGAGAGCGUGAUAGAAGCGGGAUAAGGAGACAGGAAAAAGGGGGCAAGCAUCAUGUCGUCUGCCCAAGUCUCUUCUUCCAGGAGACAGUCAUGCUACCUUUGCGAUUUGCCCCGCAUGCCCUGGGCUAUGAUCUGGGAUUUUACGGAGCCGGUGUGCAGAGGUUGCGUGAACUACGAGGGUGCGGAUCGGAUCGAAUUCGUCAUCGAGACUGCCCGCCACCUGAAGCGGGCUCAUGGCUUCCAAGAAGGGAGAUCCCCCGGACCACCACCGCCUCCGUCGGUGAAAGCGCAGACGGCGAUGUCAUCUAAAGAAACGGUGCAACUUAACCAUGUGGACGGAUCUUCUAAACAGCAGCAACCAGGACUUGAUCGCUACUCCCUGAACGCAGAUAGAGCUCGUUUUGAUUACCCGGGCAUUUCCGCUCAUGCUAACAGGCUUCCGAACGGCCUGAGUGGACCAAAUGGGUUCUCAAAACCGGACGACGGACCCCCUGAACUAAACCGACAAAGUCCUAACUCUCGGAGGAACCACGGACUGGUUGCAGUCCCCGGGCAAAUGAAUGUGCCUCCUAAUCUGCUGCCGCAGACAAUACUGAAUGGCCCUCCUACUACGGCUGCCAUUGCCCCGCAUGGCUUGGCGAGCCGACCCCCUCCGCCAUCCAGCAUAGGACCCGCGCUAUCUGUGACUUCUCAGUCGAUGUCGGACGUAGGCAAAAGACCGGGCUCUGUGUCAAGCACUGACCAAGAACGAGAACUGAAAGAAAAGCAGCGCAACGCGGAAGCCUUAGCAGAACUCAGUGAAAGUUUGAGGAACAGAUCCGAGGAUUGGGCAAACAAACCGAAAAUAGUAAGAGACACUUUGAUUACGCUUUCUAAUAACACGCCUUUUGAUGUGAGGUUUAAGAAGGAUCAUUCACUGUUGGGUAGAGUGUUUGCUUUUGAUGCCAUCUCUAAGCCUGGAAUGGACUACGAGUUGAAAAUAUUUAUCGAGUAUCCAAGUGGUUCUGGAAACGUGUUUUCUAGCGCAUCCGGAGUCGCUAAACAGAUGUAUCAGGACUGCAUGAAAGACUUUGGUCGUGGGCUUUCCUCGGGGUUUAAGUAUUUGGAAUACGAAAAAAAGCAUGGCUCCGGUGACUGGCGACUUCUGGGCGAUCUGUUGCCUGAGUCAGUCCGGUUCUUUAAAGAAGGACUGGGCGCUGAAAUGUUGCCCCAACCUUAUAUCGAUGCCAGCUUCCCCUUGCUGCCUACGGCGUUAGUCAGCAUACCUCGUGCCUUGCCAGCUGCGGGUGCUCCCAGGACUGGCAUUCGCAAGCGGAAAGCUUCACCCGAGCCCGACUCUGCGGAAGCGGCUCUGAAACUAUCCGAGGAACAGCAGAGGCAGCAGUGGAUGGCGAGUCAGAGUGAAGCUUUGAAACUGACCAUGGCAUCGGGUGCUUUUGGCGCUUCUCAUGGGGGACCCCCGCCGCUCGGACCUGGCCACCCCGUGCAUUCCAGUCGGACCACCCCCCCCGAAACUGCCCCACAGAACGGACAGUCCCCCAUGGCUGCCCUCAUGUCGGUCGCAGACACUUUGGGUAAUGCUCACUCUCCAAAAGACAGCAACUCUGUUCACUCCACGACAUCCACGAGGCACAGCAGCAGCAGUCCGGUCUCUCCAGCCUCCGUAUCCGGUCAGCGGCGCUUGACGUCCCGCAAUGGUGAAAUGAGCCUGGCUGGGGCACCCCCUCAAUCCAGUACUCACCCUGGUAUGGAUCAAGUCCACCCUCAAAACAUUCCAGACUCGCCCAUGGCAAAUAAUGGACCGCUGUGUUGCACUAUUUGUCACGAACGGUUAGAGGAUACUCACUUCGUUCAGUGCCCAUCAGUUCCCAACCACAAAUUUUGCUUCCCUUGUUCUCGAGAGAGCAUCAAAGCACAGGGAGCAACUGGCGAAGUGUAUUGCCCUAGCGGAGAUAAAUGCCCCCUGGUAGGUUCAAAUGUGCCUUGGGCUUUCAUGCAAGGUGAGAUCGCAACCAUUUUAGCUGGGGACGUUAAAGUAAAAAAAGAGAGAGAUCCUUAGACGUAUCGCUUCCCUCGAAAUACUAAAAACCAGUCAAGUGUAAAUACAGGUUGUGAAUAUUCAAACUGAUCGGAUUAGUCUAAUGUACAGACAAUAUUUUCUUUUGUUUCUAUGUUUUGAAACAAAGGCAGUAUCUAACGUUACACUUCAUUUGAAGGAGAGAGCCGCUUUGUUUGACUUACCUUCUUGACUGUUUACUACAUAAAUGUCGAUGUCAGUCUGUUGUGUUGGUACGGAGUUAAAGCACUUAGCAAUUACUGCUAGUGUUGUUUUUUAAUUAAUGAACACAUGCACUUCUGAUUGCCAAGGCCAGUGCUGACGCUCAGAAAAGGCAAACAUUAUAAAGUGACGUCCGAUUUUAAUGGGGUCCUGGUUUCUCUUAGAUCGGGGUGGGCAGAUUUUUUUUGAUCCCUCUUUUUAUUUUUAGUUAUGUUAAUUACUAUGGGAAGGGUUUCUUUUUAUCUUGUGGUCUGAGUAUACAAAUAUAUAUUUUACUACGUGUUUGUUUUUCCCCUUUUUUGCUUUGAUGCACGGAUGCUUAAAUGUAGAGCAAAAGCUGUACAUGAACAUAUUACGCUCUGUUUGUUUAUACAUUUCUGUAGUAACAGAAGACUGUAACGUGCCUUGGAGCUGAGUAAAUUGUAAUAAAUUUCCAUUGAUAUUAA